Molecule: messenger RNA, 624 nt
Organism: Labeo rohita (rohu)
Lineage: Eukaryota; Metazoa; Chordata; Actinopteri; Cypriniformes; Cyprinidae
Product: sarcolipin
Exons: 2
Coding region: 204-302 (32 amino acids)
Cellular component (GO): membrane
Molecular function (GO): enzyme regulator activity
Source: RefSeq, a predicted model, not a curated record
GACCUCACCCAGCGCUGGACCGCUGCUGCUCCAAUCCGGUCCGGUCCAGUCCGGCGUGGCUGCUUUAAGAGCUGAGGGAUGUGACAGCUGGACUCACAAAGACUUUAAAUCCACCGAGUAACAGAGACUUCAGGUGAACCUCGUGCAGAUCUCUGGUCGUCUCCAGUCUUCCAGCUGUCGUGUUUCUCCUCUGAACGGCUCAGAUGGACCGAUCCGCACAGGAGCUCUUUCUGAACUUUAUGGUUGUGUUGAUCACAGUUAUGCUCAUGUGGUUACUGGUCAAACAAUAUCAGGACUCAUGAAGAGCGAAGAGCUCAUUCCUCAUCAUCAUCGUCGUCAUCGUCCUCCGCUGUGAUGAUGAGUUCCAGCACCGGAGAUGAUGUUUCUGCAGACGGAUGGAAGAUCUGCCGGUCAGGAUGGAUCGUCUCAUGACGCCUUCAAAAGCAGCACAGUUUGUCCUUACGGAUUGUCGUCGUGUGUUAAAUGUUGUGCUUUGAUACUCUGAUUGUUUCAUGUGAUAAAUUGGGAAAAAACACUCAAAUUAAUUGCCAAAUUAGUAGCAGAAAUGAGCUGAGUGAAGACAGUGUUUUAUUUGUUUAAAUAAAGAACUCUUUGGCAAUGCAA